Messenger RNA from Rotaria sp. Silwood1, 354 nucleotides. Lineage: Eukaryota; Metazoa; Rotifera; Eurotatoria; Philodinida; Philodinidae. The record is from the annotation of a GenBank genome assembly.
AUGGAUAUGUAUCAAGAUCAUGUUGAUAUGGCGACUGUUUAUAUUGAAGAAGCUCAUGCAGCUGAUGAAUGGCCAAUAGGUAGUCGAAUAUGUUAUGUUCAACCAAAAACAGAUGCUGAUCGAAUUGCUAUUGCAAAUGAUUUUAUCCAAACAACAGGAUAUCGUCUACCAUUAUUGAUCGAUCCAAUAUCUCGAAAUAAUCCAUUUAAUCAAGUGUAUAGUUCAUGGCCGAUACGAUUUUAUGUCAUAGAUGGAACGAAGAAGUUCAGUUACAUAGCUUACCCAAUAGAAGGUUCAUUUCCAUUAGAAUUGAUUAAAAAUGCACUCGAUCAAGCUUUUCAACAAUGUCAAUAA